Molecule: messenger RNA, 2103 nt
Organism: Drosophila ficusphila
Lineage: Eukaryota; Metazoa; Arthropoda; Insecta; Diptera; Drosophilidae
Product: transmembrane protein 135
Exons: 5
Coding region: 524-1891 (455 amino acids)
Source: RefSeq, a predicted model, not a curated record
GGGUGAACGUGCGCUGCCGAUAGUCAGCAGUUCUCUUAUUAUUGUUUACAAAACGCGCAAUUGUCGUCAAAACUAAGCAGAUAAAAAAGUGAUAAAAGUCGAGCAGCGACUGGGCAAAUGCUGGCGAAGAUCUGUUAAAAGUCGCAGCAUUCGCUGCUAAAUGGCAGCGGACUCAGAAAGUGCUCUCCUCACCGCCCAACCACUUGUUGUUGUUGGACUUUGCCGCCGCCCAUAUAAAAACAUCCAUUAUCCAGCUCCAUUUUAUAUAUAAUCAGCCGAUUUCAUACGACGCUGAGUAGAAGGGGCUUGAAACACACUCAUAUCACAAUCUGGAACUCCAGUCACUUUGCUGUCACUUACUGUCAACUUCUCAAUCCGGAACUGGAAAACUUGUAACUCUAUCAAUCUCAGUCCUGAACAAAAAUCAAGCAGAAUUUUGAACAACCCAAGAACACUCGAAUUAAGUCAUCAGUUUAUUGCCCACCUUUAAGUGCCCGAGCAGUUCAAACAUUGACUUUUCACAAUGACGGGUCAGAGCAAGCUGAUCAAUCCGCUGUGCAUCACCUGCAAGGAGUUCCAGCAUCCAUGGACAGACCACUGUGUCAGCGCCACAGCCGGAAUCCUGCUCUCGGCCACGCCCUACUGCCUGCGGGUCUACACAGUGGUCUACGCCCUCUCCCUGCUGAUGCGUCACCGCAUUCCAAGCCGCGAGGAUCUGCGCAGGACUCUGUUGGGAAUCAUUCAGUCCACGGCCUUCCUGGUGACCAAUGCCUACACCUUCAUCCUGUACAACUGCGCACUGCGACACAUUUUGGGCAGCUAUCACUUCUCCACGGUGGCCUUUGUACCGUGCUUCUUUGCUUCGUUUUCGGCCAUUCUGGUGGAGCGCCCUGCACGUCGACCUUUGCUCACUCUCUAUGUGGCCAAUGUAGCUACAGAAACGCUGUGGAAGAUGGCCGAGGCCAGGGGCUGGGUUCGCUCCAUUCCGAAUGGACAGACCAUCAUCUUCGGGCUGAGCAUGGCGGCGCUGCUGUACCUCUACAGAACGGACGCCUGCAAAGACUCCAUCUUCAACAUUCUCCGCAUCUUCGUGGGCAAGGAGGAGGCGGGACCGGUUUCCAAGUCAGGUCCAGUGGUGCCCGGUGAACAACCAACUCCAUCGCGCCGACGUCCAACGGUCAGCUUUUCCUCCAUCUCCGACUGGGUGCGCGUCUAUAGCAACCUGAUCCGCGCCAAGCACGACAGCUGCCGGCACCCACAGAGCUGCUUAAGUUACUCCCUCAUCGGAGGCAUUAAGCCCUUCGUGGGCGGAGUAGCACUGCAGGUGGCCCUCAAAGUUGUGAUGAACGUGAAAAAGAUCACCUCUGGAAAGAUGCCUUGGAAAAAGCUGGUCCUCAACCGCGGCACUCUGCAGCUGGGCAUUUUCAUGGGCAGCUUCUCUUUUCUUUAUAAGUCCAUGUCCUGCCUUCUUCGGCACAGUUUCAACGGGGAUGAUGCCAGGUUUGCCAUUCCUGCCGCAUUGGUAGCCUCUGUGACCUUCACUCAGUAUCCAGACAACACAGUGGCCUUGUAUGUCAUGUGGAAAGCACUUCAGAUACUUUGCAUAAAAGGACAAGAGAGAGGCAUACUACCACACAUCCCCAACUUCAUGCUGUUCCUGUACUCCUUCUUCACGGCGGUGCUCUUCCACGCGGGAAUCCUGGAGCCCAAGAGCCUUCGCCCCAGCUACUACAAGUUUCUGCAGGCCAUCUCGGGCGAUCGUCUGAGCAGGUUUAAUCUGGGCGCCUUCGAUGUGUUUGGGCUGAACAGUCAGCAACAGGCGUGGGAUACCAUCAAAGCUCUGAAAAUUGUGGAGAAAGCCCCGCUGCCCGCCUUCUCCUUCGCCUCCUGAACCGUUUCCAAUCGACCUCUCUGCUGUCGACUUUGCCAAAGGCUCCACUAUAUCUCUAUAUAUCCGCGCUCUGUAGCGAGUUGUAUAUACUUCAAGAGUCUCCCGCGCUCAAAGAGCGCCCAACGAUUACUAAUUUAAGCAAGAACGGGUGGAUUGUAAGCUAUGUUGACUUUUUUUAUUUCUUGGUAUCAAUAAAACUUUACCAAAAAUAA